AUGACGAACACAAGACCUCAUGUGGGCUUCCUUGCAUUGCCUAUAGAGCUUCGGCUCCAGAUUCUGGAAAACGUCAUCGACGACAGACCGAACGCUGGCCUCGUCUACCCUACCGUGUCCGCGACCGCAAAAUCAGAUUUCAACAGAACUUCACAAGGCCUGAUCCUGGACCUCGGCCACUCUUCCGCCGCAAAUUUGAAGAUAUUGUGCGUGUGUCGCCAAUUGCGAGAUGAAUUCACCCAGGCAGCCUUUAGGCGCACUGUCUUCAUCAUUCGGGACCCCUACCAUGUUAAUGCGAAAAUCCUACAACCUCUUCAGCACGUUCAUUUGGAGAAUCUGAGACGAGUCAUGCUGGUCUUCCAAGCAUACCGUCUUAGUCAGUUGACAUCUUGGCGGAGGCCCUUCAAUCGCGAAGAUUUGCACCUGGACAACUUGACGAUUGCGCUUCAAUCAACCACGCAGCACACCGUUGGGCCUAUGAUGUCUGAUGACUACAUCAAACAAAGCACACGCGACGUUGUAGGGCUUCUGCGGCGGUUGGAGCACGUCAAAAGCCUGAAGUUUGUACAAAAUGCAGCCUUCACCAGGCGACGUUUUCAAGCGUGGUAUAACCAGAUAGUUGGACUCGUCUUGAAGGAAGAUCACUACCAACGUUACGAUGCGCCGGAAGCUCCACAUAUUGAAGCGACAUGGUGGGAUUGGCAUUUCGACUCUGCUGAGAAAUCAUUCGAGUUCAUUGCACGCCCAGCCAAGCCAGUUGUUCCUGAACCAGACUACAUGGAGAUGGUGGCUCCGCUCGUUGCGAAACUAAUGAGCGAGAUGGAAGAUGGAUUGUCAUGA
Molecule: messenger RNA, 840 nt
Organism: Didymosphaeria variabile
Lineage: Eukaryota; Fungi; Ascomycota; Dothideomycetes; Pleosporales; Didymosphaeriaceae
Exons: 1
Coding region: 1-840 (279 amino acids)
Source: RefSeq, a predicted model, not a curated record